AUGAAAAAACAUGCUGCAAGAAUUCCUUCCACCAUCAAGAUUGUAUUGGCUCUAUCAUCAAUCAUUGCGCUUAGUCUAUUAUUCCACUCGUCCUCCUCGGGCGAGAACAUUAAUCAUACCAGUCAUCCCCAUAGCAACAACAGCAAGAACAAUGGCGAUAGUAGCAACCAGAAGAAAACCAAAUAUGAAAGGAACACAGAGAAUACAGCAGCUUCCACUACUGCCAUCACCCAUGAUGAUUCAUCAUCAUCGGUAGUAGCAACAUCGAAACAUGCAACAAUAACAACGUCUGGUAGUACAGCAAAACCAAGAUUAUUCACCUGUGGUUUUGAUUUGUGGAAUUUUGGACAGGAACUCUUCGGGGACUUAUUGGAAGAGGUUGGUCGAUUUGGCGAGACUACGACUACUGCAAAGCCAACAUCUCAAGACAUUCUCUUGCAAGGAGGAUUGAAUGGACCCUGUAGCCAAUCGCCCGAUGAGGAAUUCCCAGGAAAGGUCUUGUUUGUUCACAGCGAAGCACGCACAGCCGAAAAACAUCUGAUCAACGAACGAUUCUAUCAAUUGGGUCCUACUAGUAGCGAACAUGCCGAACCCUUUGGAAAUGCCCUGUCCUCCUUGUCUACUGCUACUACUGGUGGUGGUGCUGCUGCUGCUACGAGUAUCAUGUCAACAAGGGCCUUACCCAUGGUGACCUUUGGAGCCAUUUUUUGGGUAUCCAGUACGACUCGCGAACAACGACAAUGGAUUUUGGACCCAAAGAAGAGGCAAGGAGCGCCAUCGCAACAAAAUAAUGACAAAAGAAGAAGAGAGGCAGUCGUCUUUGUGGUGAAUCGAUGUGGGACCUUUCGCAAAGAAGCCGCCCUGGAAAUUAGCAAACUCUUGCCCAUUCAUCAAAAUCCAAAGUGUCAAAAUAAGAUUGUUGGUGGGCGCCCAGCACCACAAACUCAUUCCACUGCUAAUUUCCAAGCCAUUCCGCCAAACGAUUGGAAACCUCGCAACUCCUACAGGGAAAAUUAUCAAUUGUAUUCCAAAUACAAAUAUUGUUUGGUCAUGGAGAAUACUGCCACGGACAAUUAUAUUACCGAAAAGUUGUUUUUGGCGUUCAUGGGAGGAUGCUUGCCCAUCUAUUGGGGAACACCAGAUGUCUUUUUCCUCUUUUCCAAGGAUGCCUUUGUCUUUUACGAUUAUGAACAUGACGGCAAAAAGGCCAUGGAAGAAUUGGAAUAUCUCCAACAGAAUGAAACGUAUUACAAGGAGAAAAUGGCCCAGCCGAUUCUGGCCUAUGGAAAUCGGUCAGCGGAAGCCUACCUAUCCUUGGCGCAAGAUGUGGGGAAUGGUCGAUUGAGGUCAAGGAUACGGAAUAUGCUGGGAAUUUUGUAA
Molecule: messenger RNA, 1380 nt
Organism: Cylindrotheca closterium
Lineage: Eukaryota; Bacillariophyta; Bacillariophyceae; Bacillariales; Bacillariaceae
Source: the annotation of a GenBank genome assembly